UCAGACAUCUCUCAGCUUCCUGUUGCUUGGAAAAGCAGACUCAUCUCCAUCACUCAGCCAUGGCAAACUGUGGACCAUCCUGUGCUGUCCCAUCUUGCGCUUCCACCCCAGUCGUUGGUUUUGGAUCAGCAGGUCUUGGAGGCCUUGGAGGCCUUGGUGGCCUUGGCCUUGGCGACACCUACGGCUAUGGCUCCGGCGCCCUGGUGGGAUCCGGCAUCCCUUCUGCUAGUCUUGGUAUUCUUUCUGGUGUCGCCCCUUCAUGCAUCAACCAGAUCCCACCAGCAGAGGUCGUGAUCCAGCCACCAGCCUGCAUCGUGACCAUCCCAGGACCCAUCCUCUCUGCUAGCUGUGAGCCAGUGGCCGUAGGAGGAAACGCUCCAUGCUCCCCUGGUGGUUUGGGCAGUGGGUUCCUAGGAGCUGGUUCUCUUGGAGCCGGUGCUCUUGGAGCUGGUGGUCUUAGAGGAUCUCGUUUUGGACUUGGGAGUCGCUAUGGAUUCGUUGGAGACAGAGGAAGCAUCUGUUACCGCCCCUGCUAAGUAAAUAUGGAAGGUUUAUUAGGGGAAGGAAUAUGGACUGCAAAACGUUCAAGCCUGGGUUUAAGAUAUGCUGAGCAUCCUCAAUUCCUGAUGAAGCCAUUGGGCAAUGGGGGCACCAAGCAAGCCUGAAAAUCAGACCCACAACUAUCUUUCAUGCAUUCAUUUCUCAUCUUAACAUAAUCCCCCUCUAUCCCACUGUUUAUGUGCUUUCCCCUUCCCUGGCUUUUAUUUAUUAUCUGUACAGCUCUUCUGCACUCCCCCAGCAGACUAAAGAGCAAAAAACAACAACUAUGGACUUGUCCCCUGGAAUUAAUGCCCAGUCAGUUUGGUACAUCUGUGAAAAUGGCAGAGGUGGGUAAAGUUUUACAAAUCCCACAAAUAGAACUUAUCUCAUUCUGGGACAAGAUUUGCAAUACAGAGACAAUUUAUGUAUAUUUCUUCAGAUUUGUCCUUUUCAAAAAAUAACCAACUUCUUGAGAAUUUGUUCAAUUAUGUAUCUCUCCCCCACCCCUGGAUUCCUAAUAAA
Podarcis raffonei (Aeolian wall lizard) is the source of this 1062-nucleotide messenger RNA. Its product is annotated as claw keratin-like. Bases 60 to 536 code for a protein of 158 amino acids. Gene Ontology annotation, molecular function: structural constituent of cytoskeleton. Lineage: Eukaryota; Metazoa; Chordata; Lepidosauria; Squamata; Lacertidae. The transcript is spliced from 2 exons. The record is from RefSeq and is a predicted model, not a curated record. Gene Ontology annotation, cellular component: intermediate filament.